GCCCGCCCCCGCGCUUGCCCGCCGGAAGCGGAAGUCGGGCGAAUGUCGGCCUGCCGCCGGGGUGGCUCCGUUUCCUUGGAGAGCUGAAGUAGUGGCGGAUCCUUUGGCCGCGGUGUGGGCCAGAGAUCGAAACAACAUAAACAUUACACGUUGCAGCUGCCUCAGAUUGCUGGGAAUUCUCACAAAAACAUUAAAAACUGUACAGAAUUUCAGAAUGACAGACACUUCUGAAGCUGUUCCCAAUUUUGAAGAGAUGUUUGCCAGUAGAUUCACAGAAGAUGACAAAGAGUACCAGGAAUACCUGAAACGCCCUCCUGAGUCCCCUCCAAUCAUUGAGGAAUGGAAUAGCAGAGCUGGUGGGAACCAGAGAAACAGAGGCAAUCGGUUGCAAGAUAACAGACAGUUUCGAGGUAGGGAUAGCAGACGGGGGUGGCCAAGUGACAAUCGAUCCAAUCAGUGGCAUGGACGAUCCUGGGGUAGCAAUUACCCACAGCACAGACAAGAACCUUACUACCCCCACCAGUAUGGACACUAUGGUUACAACCAGCGGCCUCCCUAUGGUUACUAUUGAUGGAAUGUCAGCCGCUCUUAGUAAAACCAUUUCCUCUGUUAACAUGACAAAAGUUUGUAUCUUCUGUUGGUCAUAGUUUUACAUGAUUUCAGAGAAUGGAUUAUUAACUUUUUGGGACUUGUGACUUUAAAAAAAAAAAAUGAAAUCUUACCGGAGAUGUGAUGGUUCAGUAUGCCCCUAAAAGGUUGUGGAUUAUAUUGCCUGACUUCUACCUCAGAUUCUUCUGUUUCCUGGCUUAAUAGUGCUUUGAAUUUGGUGUCUGUUUUCCUUGUUUGACCUCCAGGAGUUCUUUGUUUUACACAGAAAUAAAAACUUUGAAGUAGAAAAUGCUUGAUUCUACUUUGUAAGGUAAGGAAGUAUCCAUAUACUCAGAUGUGCUCAUUCCUAAAUUUUUACAGAGGUUGGUACAGUCAACUCAUGAAUGUACAACUAUGCUUACUUGUAUUGUACGUAACAUCAGCAGUUAAAGGUAAAACAGUUGUAGAUGCUUCUUUUGGCUUUUGUUGUCAUGACCAUGGUACUUUAUCAUUACUUAUUCCAGGUAUGAGUCAGCUCCACAAUCGCUUUGUUCUCUUUUUUAGAGGGAUAUCAAGAACAAAGCGGUAAACUGAGGAAGGGACCCUCCUCAGUUUCAGUGUCUAGUGGUGGUGAGAUUGGGGCACACAGUCAUUUCAUUGCAAACUGUAAGGCUUUUGCUAACUUAAACGAAGCAGAUCAGAAUUCACAUGUUAUACAAAAGUCUGUGUAAAUGUUGCCCCUUCCUUUCCUGUAGUAUGUAUAUAAUGCUGCAUUCUGACUACUGAUUUUUCUGGUAUUUAAUGUACCAAUGACUUGAUUGUACGGUAUUAUAUUCACUUCCAAAUGUGCACUUUUGCUGCUUCCUCUUGUAUAAGUAUAGUGAUGCUAUAACUUCCUUUUAGACUGAUCAUUUUAUUCCAGAUCACUUUAAUGGCCAUUAUAAUGGUGUAAUUCAAAUAAAAUACAAGAUUAAGCAA
Canis lupus familiaris (dog) is the source of this 1566-nucleotide messenger RNA. It is a transcript of the gene RAMAC, whose product is annotated as RNA guanine-7 methyltransferase activating subunit. Bases 215 to 571 code for a protein of 118 amino acids. NCBI's taxonomy places the organism in Eukaryota, Metazoa, Chordata, Mammalia, Carnivora, Canidae. Gene Ontology annotation, biological process: RNA 5'-cap (guanine-N7)-methylation. The transcript has 4 exons. Gene Ontology annotation, molecular function: RNA binding. The record is from RefSeq and is a predicted model, not a curated record.